Molecule: messenger RNA, 1036 nt
Organism: Emiliania huxleyi CCMP1516
Lineage: Eukaryota; Haptophyta; Isochrysidales; Noelaerhabdaceae
Exons: 4
Coding region: 43-867 (274 amino acids)
Biological process (GO): amino acid transmembrane transport
Molecular function (GO): amino acid transmembrane transporter activity
Source: RefSeq, a predicted model, not a curated record
AUCGCCGGCCUCGUGCUCGUCGUCCCCAUCCAGGCGACCACCAUGCGUCUCCUCUCCUACCUGUCAGCCCCCUCCUCUCUGGCCGUCAUCAUCACGAUCAUCAUGGUGGUUGCCGAGCUCUUCACCAACGAGGGAGACGAACCGUUUGGAUCGGCCGGGACGGUCGGCCCGCCACCAGGCACCACUUUCUUCCAAGCCUAUGGUGGGCUCACGACGAUUGUCUUCGCGUACCUCGGACAGGACGUCUUCUGCGAGAUCAUGCAAGAAAUGGCGGAGCCAAAGGACGCCAACAAGUCCAUCAACUUGGCUUACUCAGUCAUGACCCUCGUGUACGCCUUCACCACCAUCGUCGCGUACGGCCUCGAGGGUCGUAGCGUCGAGGGAUUCCUCCUCGACUCCCUCCCCGACUCCCCGGUCAAACGUGUCGCCUCCGGUCUCCUUGCUUUCCACGUUAUCGUGGCGUACGCCAUCGUCUCCGUGCCCCUCACCAACUUCUUCUACGGCCUGUGCUUCCCAAACACGCCCAUCCACGACGGCGGCGUGCCCGCACGCCUGCGCUGGGCCCUCAUCUCGAUUGGCUAUCUGGUCUUCUCCUAUCUGAUCGCCACGCUCAUUCCGGCCUUCAGCGCAAUCCAGGGCCUCAUCGGCUCUCUGUGCGGUUCGCCCAUUCUCUUCGGCUUCCCCGCUGCCUUCUACAUCCUCGCUUGCCGCCUCAACAAGAAGAAGAUCAGCACCUUCGACAAGGUCACAUGUGCGCUCUUCCUCUGCGUGCUGUGCCCCCUCUUCUUCCUCUGCGGCACGAUCGACUCGAUCAUGCAGAUCGGCGAUGCGGUCAAGGACGCCGGCACACCCUUUUCCAUCUGUUGAGCAUCCGCAGGGGGCGGAGCGGGCCCGAUUUAAUUAAACGGAGGGACUCCGGGGAUGCAGGAGCGCGCGAAUCCGGCAGCGCAAGCUGCGACUCGUCGGGUAAGCCUGUGACAGGCCUGUGACAGUAUCCCUUGCUCGUCUUUUUCUUUCAUUACGGCUUUAUUUGGGG